Cordyceps fumosorosea ARSEF 2679 is the source of this 492-nucleotide messenger RNA. Its product is annotated as acetyltransferase gnat family protein. The coding region runs from base 1 to 492 and encodes 163 amino acids. Gene Ontology annotation, cellular component: cytoplasm. Lineage: Eukaryota; Fungi; Ascomycota; Sordariomycetes; Hypocreales; Cordycipitaceae. The transcript has a single exon. Gene Ontology annotation, molecular function: protein-N-terminal-alanine acetyltransferase activity; protein N-terminal-serine acetyltransferase activity. The record is from RefSeq and is a predicted model, not a curated record.
AUGACAGUCUCCGAGGAGCCGUGGACGUCAACCGCUCCCGAGGCAGCCCACAUCCAGCUCGUCCAGAUUCCCCUCGCCGCGCUCGAGGCCCUCGCCGCCAACGACCUGCCCUCCGCCCGGACCCUGUCCGGGAUCCCCAACCUCACGCCGUACACUUCCUCCGCCGCCGCGCCGUGGGUGACGCGGCUGGUCGUAGACGGCGGUGCGGUGGUCGGGCGCGCAGGCUUCCACGGGCCGCCGGACGAGCGCGGCAUGGUCGAGGUCGGCUACUCGAUCGACCCGGCGUGUCGGCGGCGGGGCCACGCGCGGGCGGCGCUGCGCGUCAUGCUCGACGUGGCGGCGGCGGACGAGCGGGUCAAGGUUGUGCGCGCGUCGAUCGGGCCGGGCAACGAGGCGUCGAUGGGCGUGGUGCGGCCGUUUGGGUUCAAGGAGGUGGGAGAGCAGUGGGAUGAGGAGGACGGGCUGGAGACGAUUCUGGAGGUUGAAGUGUAG